Seminavis robusta is the source of this 696-nucleotide messenger RNA. Lineage: Eukaryota; Bacillariophyta; Bacillariophyceae; Naviculales; Naviculaceae. The record is from the annotation of a GenBank genome assembly.
AUGUUCAACCCAGCAUUUACGUCUCGAAUAUUUUGCUGGCAAGAUGAUGAUAAUGAUGACGACGAAGAAGCGGAGAUUGCAAAGUUGUUGGAAGAGAUUGCAACUGGUGUCACCAACCGUCUGACGUUGGAUUACAGCACCGCAUUGUGGAAACCGGAAAAUCAAAAGCGACUAGCGGAUGCCUUUGCCGAUAGGCGAUGCUCGUUGCUCUACAUAUCCUUACGGUCCUGUCGUUGUGGGGACGAUUUCAUUGACAUGUGUUUGAACCAAGAGCGGCGCCCGCAUGUGUGGGAGGAACAAGAGACCGAAAUAGUCUACCAUACAGUUCGGCUGGGAUCCAUUCUCCACGAAGGAACCGCCGGCCGCAUUUCUCCAAAGGGUGUCAAGUUGCUUCUGUCGCAUGGCAACACAUCCCUGAGGGUUUUGGAUCUCGAAGGGUGCUUGGAUUUGGACUGGUACGAAAAUUGUGGAGAUGAGGUCGUUAGCGCAAUUGAUGCACACAUUGCGACCUGCCUCGAACAGGGAAAGGCGCCACUCCCACAACUGCAGGAGUUGAAUUUAAAGUCCACGGGCUUGACACCCAGUGGUGCCAAGAGGAUAGCGGACAUGCAGGAACGGGGACAAUUGCCUCAGCUCCAAACAAUUCUAUUGGAUGAGGACCUGACAAAACCGCCGCGUCGCAUUGGACCAAAGUAG